CCUUUCUACUGGUAAACGCCAUAGCGCCAAUAAACACAACGUAAAGAAAAGGCGUUAAUUAAAGUGCUCAGGGCUUCUGUUUAAGGGCGUUUUAAAGCAGUUAAAUAAAGUUUAAAGUUAAGUUAUAAAUUUGGGAAAGCAACACGUUAGGUAUCGUUUAGAAAUAGGUAGAUGGCAGUGUUGGUGUACUUGUGACGUCAAGAGCAAUUGGUAAUCGACGUCAAAGUACCACUUCUUUAUCGGCUUUAUGAUUUAAAAAAGGCGUCACGUAUUUACAUCUUUACAAAUCAAUCAUUUUAAUUUUUUUGCUUGAAGUAUAUUCAUGGUGUCGAAUUACAAAUGUAAGCUGUAACAAGAGGCUUGGUGAAGGGUUAGAAAAGACUGGAAACUAACUGAUUUGUUAAACAAAUAUUUUACAUUGUUUUUCUAGUGUUUUAUUUACAAAAGUCGAAAGCUAAACAAUAUUCUAACAAAUCAUAACACACGAUUUCAAACAAGUUGGAACACAAGACGAGUGAGAGUUGAUAUAAACAUUGAAUCGCGCGGUGAACUACAUCAUUUAUUAUGGGCUGUCCAAUAAGCAAAGGCAGUUACCAGGGGAGAGGUUAUAAUGGCUAUUUUGAAUACAUGCCAGAAAAUAAUGGGAAGAAAGUUAUAAAGAAAAAAAUGCAAGAAAGGACGUUGAGUACGCGACAGAGCAAAAUAAUUAGAGAUCCGAAGUUAACAUCUAAGUACGACAUUAAAAGCUUAAUAGGUGUCGGGACUUUUAGCGACGUCUUUUUUGUUGUUGACAAAGUUACCAAGUAUCCGUAUGCAAUAAAGGUUAUUGAACUAAGCUGUUUGAAAACUCAAAGAGUUUUUCAAUCUGAGUCUGAAGCUCUCCAGAAGAUUCAGGAAGCUUCUAAAAUCUCGCAUCCUAAUCUUGUGAAGUUAAAAGAAAUUAUAACAUGUAAUUUCUCAGCUUAUAUUAUUAUGGAACUAGCGACCGGUGGGGAUUUAUUUGAACGGAUUCAAGUAAGCGGACACAUUAAGGAGACUGAGUCGAUAAGAAUAACGAAGAUGCUACUUCAGGCUGUAUCCUUUCUCCACCGUCAUGGCAUAACCCAUCGUGAUUUGAAACCCGAGAAUGUCCUAUUUUAUACUCCCGGUGAAGAUUCGAGAAUUAUUAUAACAGAUUUUGGUUUUGCAAGUUGUCGGGAUCCGAAUUCUUUACUUGAAACUUAUUGCGGGACUUUAGAAUAUCUCAGUCCUGAAAUUAUACUAGGUAAAGCUUAUUCAAACAAAGUAGACAUCUGGGCUAUCGGUGUGAUUGUAUAUCACAUGUUAAGCGGAACAAUCCCAUUCUACGGACGGGAUGUUGUUUCUUUUUACGAAGAAAUAUCGAAAAGCCAACCAUCCUUUAAACGGGAGGUUUGGCAAACGAUUUCUUUAAAAGCAAAGCAAUUUAUCCAAUGCGCGUUAACAAAGAAGGAAGAACAACGCUUUGACGCGGAGUCAGCGUUGAAUCACCCAUGGCUGAAGAAGACAUGUCGCGUGAAGAACACCUCACACAAAGGUAAUAACCCUGUGAAUUCUUGUUCAAUGCAUUCUCAUGGAAAGAAACGAGAAGUUGUCGAAUUCGAUGAAUUACCAACCAUAGAGGACGUUCAGUCAUUAAAACCACAAGUUUCCGAGCAAACCAUGGAAUGUCGUACGUCAAAUACUGAUAAGAUGGAAUGUCGUACGUCAAAUACUGAUAAAGAGACGUCAGACAAUACGAAUAAUUGCAACACAACUGGCAUUUGUAAUAAGGCUUACGAAAAUAGUACAAAGGUUAGUACGGAGCAUAAUUUUAGCAAUACGUAUCUAAAUCCUGAAAAGGUUUUCGUGAUACCUUGGAAGGCAACGGAUAACAAGCGUAUAUCAAAAGAGGAUUUAUUUGCGGACACAAACAGUUCUUACUCGACUUAUUGCGAAACGAGACAAAGCGAAGACGUAUGCUCCCACAAUGCAACGCCUUCCCUAGAUGCAUUAUCUUACCAAGAGACAACCAAUAACCAAAGGAUACAAGUAUCUACAACAGAAAGAAAUAUAUGCAAGGAUAAUGUGUCUCCAAAUGAUGCAAGAAACUCACAAAUUGUCCAACUGCCUUCUCUAUUUAAGCGUUCAUUAUCAAGUACCCCAGCCCUGAACGUGACCCCUUGCUCUGGACUUAAAAAAUAUUCAAUGCCAAAUAUCAAUAUGCCUGUACAAGCUUUAGAUCAUAAUAAACUUGACGCGUUGUUUGCAGUGCGGUCAAGGUCAACUUCACCAAAACCGCCGCAACGAAUCAAUGCUUGGUCAAACUCACAAACUAACUCAGUCAACAAAAAGAGUAGAGUUGAGGAAUGGCUUAAUCAUAAUGAAAAUAAAACAGCUGGAACUGAUUUAGGGUGUCUUCCAUACGUCAAGAAGCAUAAGUACAGUGAACAGCGCGACCGUCAAACAUGGAUGAAGUUAAACGAAAAAAUGCCUUCUGAAGCUUUAUCAAAAUCCUUGUGAAACAUAAUGCAUCCGAUUUAUGUUUCAGUAGAUAGUAGAUAAAAGGCAAGAAAUAUUUAAAAUUCUGUUCGACUGAUUACGCAUAAUUUGAUGCAUCAGAAUCUUCCUUAAACGUUAAGGGGUAAGGUCUCUUUCUUUAAACAGAUCUUUAUAAAAUAGAUUUACACGGAAAACAUCAAAUGAAGCCUUUAACACAUACGAAGUUCACUUUCUUAAACAAAUAAACAAAAUGCUUUGUUAGGAAGCCAUCUGAAGCAGAAAAUUUAUUUUUGUUUUUUUAUUUUAUUUGUUUCUUGUUGUUUUGUUUCAAAAGAUACAUUUAUUUGUUUAUUAUAUAUAUGUUUAAUAUGCCCGUGCAUAUAUAAGCUUGUUUCGCAUAUUCGUGACCAGCGGAUCGUGUAUUUGCGCCUUUGUUGGGCAUAUCUGCCUUCUUUGAUCUUAAAGUUCUCGAUUUAUUUAUUCAAGUGUCAUGAAGAGUAUUAAUUACAAAUAGAAUCUUUUUUAUAUUCUUGCGAAAUAUUACUUUAUAGACUUGGCGGAAUAAACCCAUUUAUUACGUGUUAUAAAGCUGUUACAUGUAUUCUCACAGAUAACGUUUUCUGGGAACAUUCGUAACCAUUCCGCGAAUAUUAUUUUUUGCAAUCACCUUCCAAGAAUUGUAACAAAUGUAUCAUUUACAUGUACAGACUUGUAUCCUUACAGUUUAGGCAACUUUUUUAACUUUUUGAGAGUCAGUUUUGUUUUUUUCUUUAUCUGUCUCAAACUUCUUGUACGACCAUCUUUUUUACACAAUUAUUUACUUCAUGUAAUUUAAUCGGUUACCGGCAAUUUUUUGUUUAUAUAAAAGCACGUGUAUAUAUUUUGUAUAUCAUAUAUUAUAUAUUAGCUUUUUGUUACAAUUCGGUUGUAUAGAUUAUACAUAUUUUCUAUUAUUCAUUUUUUUAUAGUAAUGUAUAUAGCAUUUUUUGUAUUUUUGAUUUCAGAAAUUUUAAUUAAUAAUGGCAGAUUGUGAAGUUUCACACAUGCAUAUAUAAUCAGGUUUGCGCUAAGAAUUAUGGGUAUGCAGACAAUUCUGUAGCGAAGUAUUCUGAAAUUCUGAUGAAAUUCUGAUGAAAUUAAAAAAGAGCUUUUCGAAUUUUUUUUUAAAUUUUCAACAACAAGUGAAUCGUCGUAAUAUUUUUAGCAAAAUGAUGCACUCCUUCCAUCUACAACCUUGUCUAUUUUGAACAUGGUGGCUUUUUACCAAAUUUUCUCUGAAACUUUUCUUAAUUUCGACCAAAUUAUUCAGUCCCUUGCGAAGUCGAUAUGGCUAAUAAUUAUUUGUUUCUUAUUGACUCUUUUUACAUUGACAUCAAUUUUUACAACAUGGCGUAAAAAAAAUCAAAGUUAUGACGCCAAUAUUUAAAAACAACGCAAAUUAUGGCCGGUGUAUAAAGAGCCAAUGAGAUUUUUAUUUUGUUACCCAGCCGUUGUAAAUAUGUUUAUAUUGG
Messenger RNA from Hydractinia symbiolongicarpus, 4010 nucleotides. Its product is annotated as probable myosin light chain kinase DDB_G0271550. Lineage: Eukaryota; Metazoa; Cnidaria; Hydrozoa; Anthoathecata; Hydractiniidae. The record is from RefSeq and is a predicted model, not a curated record. The transcript has 2 exons. Gene Ontology annotation, molecular function: ATP binding; protein kinase activity. Gene Ontology annotation, biological process: protein phosphorylation. Bases 565 to 2520 code for a protein of 651 amino acids.